CAGCACCUUCCGAGCCAAUCCUUAUGCUCACCAAGCUUCAGCCGCUGCGAGCCACUCUGCUACAAACGACGCCCACCCACCGAUUCCUUUGUGCUGUCAUCUCUACUCCACUGCUACUGUCGUGUGCUCUACGAACCAUGGCUGCCAAACCCUCUCUCCAAGCUGCCGAGGACUUUUUGUCCUUUGUGAACGCCUCCCCCACUCCAUUCCAUGCCGUUAGAUCAGCUAAGGAACGCCUGGAGAAGGCAGGCUUCGAACAGAUCAAGGAACGAGACUCUUGGGCGCCCACCAUCCAGCCCGGUGGCAAGUACUACCUCACGCGAAACGGCUCAUCUAUCGUAGCCUUCGCCGUUGGCAAGCAAUGGAAGGCUGGCAAUCCUAUUGGUAUGAUCGGUGCGCACACUGAUUCGCCAUGCCUGCGCAUCAAGCCGGUAUCGAAGCGCCAGAGCGAUGGCUUCAUCCAAGUCGCGUGCGAGACGUACGGCGGUGGCCUGUGGCAUACCUGGUUCGACCGUGAUCUCAGUAUCGCUGGUAGAGUCAUGGUCCGAACCAAGGGCGGCAAGAUUGAGCAGCGUCUCGUGAAAGUCGAGCGCCCCAUCCUCCGAAUUCCCACCCUCGCGAUUCACCUUGACCGCCAAGAGAACUUCCAAUUCAACAAGGAGACACAGUUGUUCCCGAUUGCUGGGCUGGUGCAGGCUGAGUUGAACAGGCAGGGAAAGACUGAGGAGAGUAAGGACGACGAGAAGAAGGACGGUCCCUUUGAACCACUGGCAACACCGCUCCAAAGGCACCACUCCUACAUCGUGGAAAUCAUCGCAGAAGAAGCGGGUGCCAAUCCCAAUGAUGUCUUGGACUUCGAGAUUGUGCUCUACGACACGCAAAAGUCGGUGAUCGGUGGUCUCAAUAACGAGCUCAUCUUCUCGCCGCGACUGGAUAACCUCAUGAUGUCGUACUGCAGUGUUGAGGGUUUGAUCAAGAGCCUGUCAUCCUCUUCAAGCCUCGAGAAGGACUCCACAAUUCGCCUGAUUGCCCUCUUCGAUCACGAGGAAAUUGGCUCGCAGACUGCGCAGGGAGCCGAUUCAAACCUGCUACCAGCCGUCAUUCGUCGCCUAUCCGUCCUGCCGGGAACUGAGUCGAGUGUAUCAGACAGAUCGUAUGACAAGAUCGAGGCGGAUACAGCCACUGCUUACGAGCAGACACUGUCGACCUCAUUCCUGAUCUCAGCCGACAUGGCUCACUCGGUACACCCCAACUACCCCGGCAAGUACGAGGCACAGCACAGGCCUGAGAUGAACAAGGGCACUGUCAUCAAGAUCAACGCCAACGCUCGUUAUGCCACAAACUCACCAGGUAUCGUCUUGCUGCAGGAGGCCGCUCGUCGCGCAAAGCCAGCAUCAUCUGGUAUUAGCAAGGAAGGCGUGCCGCUCCAGCUCUUCGUUGUCCGUAAUGACUCAUCCUGCGGUAGCACAAUCGGUCCUAUGCUGUCAGCAGCUAUGGGCACGCGUACACUUGACCUAGGUAACCCUCAGCUCAGCAUGCACAGCAUUCGAGAGACUGGCGGUGCGCACGAUGUUGAGCAUGCUGUAAACUUGUUCGAUAGCUUCUUUGAGAACUUUGAGGAUUUGGAGAAGAAAAUUGUAAUCGAUUGACUAGAUGCGAGGCUUUGAGAAAGUACAGAAUAGAAAGAACAAUAACGACCAUUUGAGCACCAUGUUGAGAAUCAGCAACCCCUCGGCUUUUGUUCGGCAUUCUCAUGCUGAUUCGGGGUCCAAACUUGGUAGGCUAGAUGCCCCACCAAAGUGUCAACAACUGUGCUCUGAAGCUGCCGCCAAAAUACAUACCCC
Didymella exigua CBS 183.55 is the source of this 1844-nucleotide messenger RNA. RefSeq names its product aspartyl aminopeptidase. The record is from RefSeq and is a predicted model, not a curated record. Gene Ontology annotation, molecular function: zinc ion binding; metalloaminopeptidase activity. The coding region runs from base 24 to 1649 and encodes 541 amino acids. The transcript has 3 exons. Gene Ontology annotation, cellular component: fungal-type vacuole. Lineage: Eukaryota; Fungi; Ascomycota; Dothideomycetes; Pleosporales; Didymellaceae. Gene Ontology annotation, biological process: proteolysis.